UUGUUGGACCUUUAACGCCUCGCCGUCGUUAAAUAUGCAUCUCAUGCAGCAUCUUCCUGGAACCCGCUCACUUGGAUCUGAUCUGCUGAAACACGCCACACUCUUCUUACCAUGGGCCUCCUCGAUCACUUGUGGGAUGACACCGUCGCCGGUCCUCGCCCGGAGAACGGCCUUGGCAAGCUCCGAAAGCACCACACCUUCGCUUUCCGAUCUGCCUCCGGCAAGGAAUCAGACAGCGGAAGCGUGAAAUCGUACGGUGAAGAUUUGCCGGAGGAUGCGGUGAGAGUGACGCGAAGUAUCAUGAUCGUGAAACCACCUGGUGGUAACCAGAGUCCGAGCGGAUCCGCUCCGGCUUCCCCCGCCGGUUCUACUCCUCCGGUGUCUCCUUUUUCGGGAGCUAGAGAGUCCUUCCGUUUUCGGAGAAGGUCGACAUCAGAUGCGUACGAGAAGACAGGCCAGAACAGACCAAGCUCUUCUUCUCCUUUCGAUGUGUGACAAAUGAGCCCGACCACUAUCUCCUCCAUAUAUGGAUGACUGAAAAUACAAAUAUAUAGUUUGUUUUCCUCUGGCCUUUGCUGAUGAUGCUGUGUCCAUUUUUGUUUAUCUUUUGUGCAUAUAGUAUAUAGUAUAUAGUAUAUAUAUGAAUAUGUUUACGAGUUCAUCAGUUGAGCGGUUUAAGUCCUGAGACGAUCGAGGUAGCUGUGUGUGUGGUUUAACAGCUCAGUCUUGUUUUACUGUUGAACUUGGUUAUGGUUCUCAAGCUGUAAAUAAGUAAUAACGUAGUGUACGUAGGUGUGUUUUGGUUAUGUGUACUUUGUAUAUAAAAGCCUUUCCAAGGUUUGUUCUUAGUGUUAAUUUGCUUUCAAGCUCUCAGCAUCC
Messenger RNA from Glycine soja, 879 nucleotides. RefSeq names its product dormancy-associated protein homolog 3-like. The transcript is spliced from 3 exons. The record is from RefSeq and is a predicted model, not a curated record. NCBI's taxonomy places the organism in Eukaryota, Viridiplantae, Streptophyta, Magnoliopsida, Fabales, Fabaceae. The coding region runs from base 112 to 495 and encodes 127 amino acids.